AUGAGGAUAUGUGGUGGUGGCAAGAGGACUUGCGACCAGGAAACUCGAUGGGUGGCCGUUGUUAUACUCGGGGUGUCCCCACCGCUAGGAGGGCCCACGCUUAACGAUGACGGAGGUCCGGGAUGGACUACUCCGGGGUGUUGUGCUCUCGUGAUGGGUUCGAGCUUACCGCGACCCAAUGUGGUGGCCGAAGAAGAGACCCCGCAGGUCCGGUAUCAAGGGGAAGCUGAGGUAACGGAACCGCUGCCUGGAUCUUUCGUGGGCCCCUAUUCGGUAGGCCCCUAUUCGGUUGGAGGUCGCCCUGCAUCUGUGGUGGUACCAUGGACUGGGCCGGACAUAGUGGAUCGAGUGUUGCGUGAUUGUCUAGACAAAGAGAAACAUCUCAAACCAGUGCUCACUACGUUCCAGGGACAGAGGGUGGUGAGGAUGGCUACAACCGCUUUGGAGAACGCACUCGAGACCGCGCUGAGCGACAGUAACAGCACGAUUGACAUGCCGAUUUCUGAUUUCGAUUUCUGUUCGUGGCGAUGGCUCAAACUGGCAUUGUUAAUGUGUGAGUUACAAGACAAAAAUGACUUAACCGAAUGGGCUGAAAGGUUCGAGCAUUUUGUGCCGAGACCGAUUAGUGGUCUGUCUGAUGUCUGGUAUAUUGCGGGACUCGCACAGAAAUUCCUUGCAUCAGGAUCUUUAAGUCGCUGGUUGCGCACUCCUUCGUCGCAGAGUGGCUGGAGUUGUCAGAAAAUUGUUUUUCGCGUGUCCUUCCCAGAUGAUAUUGAUCGGUUACCUGAGACUGAUGAAUCUGUAAAGCGAGUUUGCGCAGGUUCAAAACUGGGCUGGUGGUUGACGGAGGCCAGACGACAUAUUCGUUUUAAGGAGGAAACAUGGUUGGUGGCGAAAUGGCCGAAGGAGCUUUUCGUUGUCCGAGAAGCUUUGGGGAAGAGUACAUUUGACGAAGUCAUGAAUGCAAUGCGGGUUCUAGUACCACCUCGGUCUCACUUGUCGAAUCUACAGUACCUUGCUUGCUUACUCAGGUACGUUGAGAUCAUUCCGCGAAAGCACAGGAAGCCUGUCGGAUACCGUCGUAAGCAAAGCCGUGGCCCGGAAGCCGCCCGCGAUCUUCGGCCUUCUUCGUCCUUGGCUGACGCCGGUAAAUCGUUUGAUGCCGAUAUGUCCGUUGAUGCCGAUAUGUCCGUUGAUGCCGAUAUGUCCGUUGAUGCCGAUAUGUCCGUUGAUGCCGAUAUGUCCGUUGAUGCCGAUAUGUCCGUUGAUGCCGAUAGGUUCGUUGAUGCCGAUAGGUCCGUUGAUGCCAAUAGGUCCGUUGCUGUUGAGAUGACCAGCUUUAUGACCCGUUUGCUUGAAGACUGUGUGAAGAGAGAGAGAAGCGGGGGAAUAGUGUUCACGGGAACGGAGAAGCUGUGCAUAGCGAAAUUAGGUCUGCAGCAAUAUCGGGCUGUGUUGUCCUUAAAAAGAAAGUCGGAUGAGCGGACUGGUCGCAAUCGGAGACCGAACCCUUUCAACUCGUGUGGGUGGCGAUGGUUGUGUGUCGUGGGAUUGAUGGAUGAGAAUUUGAAGACGGAUGAGGUUCACAAAUUAAUUGCGGACAGUGAGAAGUUAGUGCCUCGGCCGAAACACGUGUCGCCUUUGUGGUACUUGGCGUGUCGGAUGCAGUCAUGUGUGAAGGGAACGGACAUUGGUUCCGGGAUGAGCUGUUGGCUGGGAGCACCUCCCCCGUGGUGGGCUUUCGAUACCAAGAUUUACCGCGAUCACUUCCCCCAAACGUUUGGCGAGCUACCGAUGUCUGAGACAUCCAUCCGUUUCAUCGCCUUCGGUUCCAGAGCCACUCAUUGGAUUGCGUCCGGGAUCCGCCACUUCCGAUUGUCUAGUAGAACAUGGUCGCCUACCACAAAUAGCGACGUGGUGGAUGUGUUCCACACAGUACUAGGAGACCAUUGGUUCAACGAAAUGAUCAAUUUGGUCAAACCCAAAAUCGCCGCCAUUGCACCCACUGAGGCCCCGCAAAGAAUGUACAAACUACCGUACAAACUAUCACACAAAUCCAUCAUGGAAAUCGUGCUCAGAUACGCAGGAGUCCGUCGGAUCACCUGCCAUAGGUUCUGUAAAUCUUGGCAAUUUGACGUGACUCGGGAUCCCAGAAAAUCUAAUUAUGAGACAACAGAAAAAAAGGACUCAUGUGAGGACGAACAACCGCCGAAAAAAUUGUGCAGUGAAGUGCAGCACCCCAACGCUCCAAUACAAACCACCACAUAG
This is a messenger RNA of Gregarina niphandrodes, 2268 nucleotides long. RefSeq lists its product as hypothetical. Lineage: Eukaryota; Apicomplexa; Conoidasida; Eugregarinorida; Gregarinidae. Bases 1 to 2268 code for a protein of 755 amino acids. The record is from RefSeq and is a predicted model, not a curated record. The transcript has a single exon.